Molecule: messenger RNA, 1275 nt
Organism: Moneuplotes crassus
Lineage: Eukaryota; Ciliophora; Spirotrichea; Euplotida; Euplotidae
Source: the annotation of a GenBank genome assembly
UUAAAAAAUGAAGGCGACCAGCAUAAUCCUUCUAUCGUGCAUCCUGGCAAUAGCCAUAGCAGGUGAGCUAAGAGAGCACCUAGCUUCACAGUUUAGUGUAAAAUGUGUACAUACAUUGGGCUUCACGUUCUUCAACCUAGAGCCACUCAAGAAGAAAGGGGAUGGUGAAUUUUAUACAGUCAGAAGAGAGCUCUCAGACGGUAAGGAAUACGAAGUCAAUUUCGACUUCUGUGAAACUUUACCAGAAGUGAGAGCAUGCAAAGAUGUGAAUCCAAUGGCUGUCGAGUAUGAUGUCCAAGAAGAGUUCUCAAACUCCUGUAGACAGCUUACUAAGCAUCAAGGUAAAAAUAAGGAGACCACUCUUGAAAACACAGAGGGAGAAGACUCUGAUCAAUUUAUUGAAAUCGUCCAUACAAGUAGCCUUAAUUGCAAGAAUGAUGAGAAGUUCGGAAUCACUUUCGAAAUCUUCUGUGAUGAAGAAAAGAAAGAGAUUCCUGAAUUUGUUGAGAACCCAAGCAGGUCUUCUGACUGCAGACCGGUGUUCAGGACUCAUCAUUAUGGAGGCUGUAAGGUCGGAGACCUUAAUGCUCUAUGGAGAUUCGUCGAGAGCAACAGCAUCAUUUUUGGUAUUGUUGCAAUGUUUAUUGGCUUAUAUAAUUUGGUACUCGGAAGAAAGUUUAUCAAGCCAACAAUCGGUCUAAUAAUGCUCAUCACAGUAGUCGCUGUAAUCAUGUUUGUAUUCUAUGUUAUCUUUCUUCCAAGAGAUACUGCAAAAUGGGUGGGGUGGUUGAUCCUGUCCAUCUCUAUUGUCCUAGGAGGAAUUGCUGGAUUCUUCUCAUCCAAACUUGUCCGUAUCGGAGUGAUAGUUCUUGGGUUCUGGGCUGGAGUAGGAAUCGGACUUCUUCUAAAUAAUCUGAUAUUUUUCAGAAUCAACCAUGUUUCGGUACUAUGGGUAUUGAUGGGAGUUUUCGGACUGGCAUUUGCAAUUAUGUCAUUCUUCUGGUAUAACUACAUUGUGAUCAUCUGUACAUCAAUCCUUGGCUCUUACUUCUUUGUGAGAGGUAUAGCUCUUAUGGCUGGAGGAUAUCCAAAUGAGUUCACCAUAUAUGGAAACAUAGCCUCAAAAACAUUUGAAGGUAUGCCAGCUACCUUCUGGGUUUAUGUUGCAAGCAUGGUAGUUGCAUGUGCUCUUGGUAUCUUUAUACAAAUCAAAAUUAAAAGAAGAGAAAAUAAACCGGAAACAGAUGAUGUAUACAAAAGAGUAUAAAUAUUUUA